Molecule: messenger RNA, 15817 nt
Organism: Mus caroli (Ryukyu mouse)
Lineage: Eukaryota; Metazoa; Chordata; Mammalia; Rodentia; Muridae
Source: RefSeq, a predicted model, not a curated record
UGACCUCCAAAUGCAUUAGGCACACAAAUGGUGUGCAAACAUAUGUGCAGGUAAAACUACUCAUAUGCACAAAAUAAAAUAAAUCUAAAUAAACAUGUUAGUAAGUUACUCACCAGUGUGCUGCUUGCUUCAGGGAUGCUUAACUCCAGGGAGCUUACUUCAGAUAAUCACUUGAACAGUGGGCCCCAUUACCUGGCCUGCUCAGGUAUCAUGAAGUUGGCAGCCAUCAUAAUGGGCUCUCUGAGCACAGUUGCAUUUUCUGGUGGGAUGGCUUAUGAGGGAGUAAGAGUGUAAGAGCCUCCAUCCUCUUUUUAUUAGUUGCUUUUCUCAUUGCUGUGACCAAAUACUUGACUAAAAGCAAACUAAGCUUUAAGAAGGGAUACAGUUCUUCAUGGAGAGAAGGCAUGGUGACAGGAGGCACCUGGUCACAUUGGGUCCACAGUCAGAAAGCCAAGAAAUAUGCAUUUUGGCAUAAAGCUGGUUUUCCCCUUUUAAUUAAGUUGAGACUACAGUUCAUGUGGUGGUGCUGCCUAUAUUCAGCAACAGUCUUUCUCAAAAGUUAAUGAUUUCUGGAAAGACCCUCACAGACACACUCAAAUCUGUGCUUUACUAAUAACUUGUUUGUUAAUCCAUCCAAGUUGACAAUUGAAAUUAACCAAUAGAGAAUGAAGUUGUUUGCUUAGAAUAAAUGGGAAGAGUCCAAAGGAGAAAGGAGACAUUGUGGCAGCCAAUUAAGAUUGGAUGGAUGGAGAAUAAGUUUGAAACAAUGUCUAUGCUUGUUAGGCAGCAUGGAGAUAGGAGAUGAUAGGAUUAAUUGGGACACUAGUAGCAUUUAACCACCUAAUUUGGGGAGCAAUGAAGGCAUAUGGUUGCGCUGAGCCAGAGUUGGCAUUUGUUAAGGGGGAAUGGGCGGACAGUGAAGCAGGUGCAAUGAGAGUAUUGGUCAGAAAGUGAUUAACAUGACAGAUGGGCUGCCAAGCCUGCAUGGCAAGGAGAAAAGGCCUAGAGGUGUUGAUGAAGUCAAGGGAUGAGUGUUUUGGAGUGAUGGAGUCAUACCAGGAUGUGGCUAGAGAGACAUGUGCAUGGAAGAUUCAAGAGUUGGAGCAGUUAAUUAGUUGGCAUGACUGACUUCUGUGUUUUGCCACAGACACUAACCACUGAAGUGAACUCAGUGAAGAUGGAUGAAGUCAAGGAGAUUUAAUAACUGAGCAGUGGAAGAGUUGUUUUGGUUGUCCCUAAAGUUAGAAAAGCCAUUAGAAGCAUGCCAAGAUUUCUGGAGCUGAGAGAAGGAAGAGCUAGGUCUGUAGAGGAAUUUUAGUUCAGCAAUAUGGUUGUUCUAGAAUGGGAUCACAUCCACAGAUAUGAACCGGCUGGAAUGCAGACAAGCCCUUAGGGCACAACUUUAAUCCCAAGCAAUGAUGUCUAUGGAGGAGCAGACAAAGUUGAUCAAUCAAAGAAAGAUUUGACAGAAUAAGUCAGAGAUAGGAUAUGCCCAACUCUUAUGAGAACAGACAGUAAAGAGAGGCUACUUAAAAGAACAGAGAAGGGGAAAGAGAGUCAAUUCUAGAGGCAAGUUGAUUCGUGCAGUUCAGUUGAGCUCAAUUCAGAGCAUAGCAGUUGACUUUGGAGCAGUUCAGUUUGUGGAUUUCAAUGCAGUCUUUGCAAGCAGAGCAAUUUAGUCAGAAGCUGAGAGGAGCAAAUUUCAAUCAGUUAGCUGGAGAGGAGUUUGAACUAGAACAGCUGAGUUGACCCAGCCAGCCAGAGUUCUGAAAGAGCUAGAAAGGGUGAACUUAUUCAGCAAAAAGUCUCAGAGGCUGAAACAUUCCAGGACUAGGUUAGCAGACAGAGGGUAGAAACUGAAGUCUUCAAGGUCUGGGUUUGUAGAAGAUUAGAUUGUAUGGAGGCUAGAAGCUUUCAGGCCUAAACUUAGGGAUAGUUAGACAGGAAUGUUGUAGGCUCAGCCCAAGCCAUGUAUUCUUAAAGCUUGGGUAUGGCUCUCAUUUCAUCACUUCUUCUGAGGAAAUAAAAGUGACGUUUACAUUUACAUAGGUCUCAAGUGAAUGAAGUGAGGUAAGAGGUCCCAGCAGUGGAAGACACCAAGAGUGUUAAACCAGUCUAUAGGAGCUUCAAAUUAUUGGUAAAUUCUGCCCAAAAGAGGAAGUUGAAAGCAUGACACAAGAUGUACUACUGGUUGUAAGUUCUCUAGGAGAAUUCAGCUUUGGCUUACUUUGUUGUAAUUCAAAUGAUCUGCCCUGGUGGCAAGUAUUACCUUGUUUCUAGAAUGUAUAUGAAAGCCAUCUUAAAAAUAAGCGUUACCAGGCUUUAUCAUAUGGAACUAUCUGGAGGAGAGGAGCUUAUGAAUAUAUAUUUAACUUUUCCUCUACCAUAUACAUAAUACUUGACAAUUCUUUAUAAUUAGCCAGGAGGCUGGCUUGGAUGAAGUGCAUCAGAGUAGGACUGUCUUUCAGUGUCAGAGAUUGAACUCUGGCUUUACACAUGCUAGACCAGUGUUCUGUCUUUGAGCUAUACCAUCUGGAAGGUAAUCUAUACCUGUUGUAUUUUAUUUAUUAAGACAUCACUAACAUUUAACAAGGCUCCGGAUCAUUUGCAUAUGUUAGCCUUUAAUUAUUUAAAAUGACUCACUCAUCGAGAAUGCCCAGUUCCUUAUUUUUGAUAAUUUGUUUUUUUUAAUUAGCAUAAUAAAAUUUAAGAACUAUACAGUGUAGAUUGCUUUUAUGGAAGAAUAGCUGAAAAUGAACUCAGGAUCAUAGUGAACAUUUAAAAUAAUUAGAAAUUCAGUCACAUGAUGCUUAACAAGAGGAAUAUGUUCUGAAAGAUGCUUCAUUGGGUGUUCAGCAUAGAAUAUGCUUACAUAACCAGGGAUGUAUGAUUGUGGUUUGCAUAAGAAUGGUCCUGUAGACUCAUCUAUGAAUGCUUAGUCAUUAGGAAGUGGAACUCUUUGAAAGGAUUAGAAAGAUUAAUAGGUGUGCCUUGUUGACUGGGCUUUGAGGUCAAAAAUCCAUACCAGGACUUCUGUCUGUCUGUCUGUCUGUCUGUCUGUCUCUCUGUCUGUGUCUGUGUCUGUCUCUGUCUCCAUCUCUCUCCUCUUAUGGAUAAGAAUGUAGCACUUAGCUACUUCUACGGCACCACACUUGCCUGCUGCCUUCAUGCUCCCUGCUCCCAUAUGCCCUGCUUUAAUGAUAAUGGACUAAACCCCUGGAACUGUAAACAUGUUCACAAUUAAAUGCUUUCCUUUAUAAGAGUUGCCUUAGUUAUGGUGUCUUUUCACAACAAAAUAACAGUGACAAAGACAAUGGUAUAACCUAUUGUUCCUUAGCUAUAAGAAAAAAAAGUAGAUUUUUUUUGGUGUGAAAAUCAAACCAAAAUAGAAAGUAUAGUAAAAGUCCCAUGUGGUUAGAAUUUUUCAGCUCCAUCAUAAUCAUAUAGGGCCACCAUAAUAUACGCAGUCCAUUGUUGAUUGAAACAUCAUAAUGUGGCUCAUGACUGUGUAGUAUGGUAAAUGGAAAACCAAAAUAAUGGGAUGUAUAUGGCUUGGUAUGUGGGGAAGGUGGAGCCCUAAGUGAUGCUAGUGAGGCCUUCACAGGAAAGGAUUAACCCCAGGUUAGCAAGACUUUUGGAUAACCAUGAUCUCAUUUCUGAAUAUCUUUUUCAGGGAUGUUGGUGAUGGAGUGCUGUGGAGUGGGUUAGCUGCUUAGUGUCCUUUACUCUGGGAGGCUAAGUACAAAAGGGCUGGCAGAAAAGCUGUGAAGCAGCUCAAGGGAGUUCUUCCUGGUUGAGGGCUCUGUAUGCUUGGUUUCUAGGUAUGGUCUGCCUCAAAAAAAAAAAAAGUUACCUUGUUAGAGUGAAUUAUCUCUCACUGAUUGAGUGUGUUCCUAUGAGUGAGUCGUCACUUCUUUGUCAGGUAAGUGAAAGCCAGAUCUUUGUCCUAAAUUUCUGGAGAGUAAAGGGCUAGAAGUUUUGCCCUUGUAAAAGCUAUUUUGUUUCUGAAGUGGGUGGGCCUUUGGCACUUAGUGGUCAAAAGCAGAAAGUACAGUGAGGUCUUUGAAGGAAGGAGAAUGUAUCAACUUACUGUUGUGGAACUUGGAAGUGGGAGUUGAUUAUUGCUUCCCAUUGUUUGUUGGGUGAAAGUUACACUCCACAGAUUGAUACUUAAGGACUUCCACUGUCUUUGAUCAGUUCUACCAGGCUUCUUAAUCUUUUGGCUUUAUUCUAGCUCCUUUGUGUGUCAAGCCAAGAGUACCUUUGAUAGAACACUAGAAUGUGAUAUGAGAGACCAGAUGCUGUAGUGAAAUGCCUUUUGACUUUGAGUCUAGUCCUGUGAUUCAGUCUCAGCUUCUCCAUUUACUAGUGACUUGCUCCUCUGAGUCAUUUUCAUUUCUAAUCCAUUUAUAACCCUUUGUAAUAAUAGUAAGAGAGGAUGAUGAGUGUUAAAUUAGAAACUUUAGUUUAACAAGAAACUUUAUUUUAAAAUUUCUUGAUAAAGAUUAGUAAAUCAUAGAGACUGUCAUUAGACUAUUCCUAAUCCUUACUCCAAGCUCUUAUAUAAAUUUUCUUCUUUACUACUGUAUCCUCUGCCUUCAGAUACUUAAACUCAGCUUAUAUGAGUAGAGAAGCUCUAGCUUAUAUAAUAGACAAUGCUACUGAGACCUCAGUGACCAAAAAUAAUAGACAUUUUUGUGCUCAUUUCUAAUACAAAUAGUGUGGAAGAGGAGACCCAGUCCUAUGAAUACCUGCUGGUUUUAAAUCAUGGUUGCCUAAGUUGUCCCUGGGUGUCAGUGGUCAACAGCAUGAGGGAAGAGACUGAUAAUGAAUGAAUGAAUGAAUGAAUGAAUGAAUGAAUAUCUAGGAGGCUUUUAUGUACCAGACUUAGGAUGGGAGCUGGUGAGUUAAUUCAAAGAAGAAAAGAUUGAAAAGGAGCAUGUACUGGGUAGGAAGUGAGUUUGGUUGUUUAUAGAGUUGUGAAAGGACUCCAGGAAGAGUCAGGCAGGACCUGUAUGGUGCAAGACAGAAUGAAGGGGUCCUUCUGUCUGGAUAGCUAGGGAUUGAGAAGGCUGGAGAGCCUUAGACUAGCUCCUGGUGAAGGCAAGUGGUUGCCAAGGUCAGGAGAGACAGGACAACUAGGGUAUUCCCAUACCUUCUGAAGUAACUUUCCUAACAGCUCUGGAGACGUUGUAGCUCUUUAAAGCCCACACAACAGGCAACAGAGAGAAAUGAGUUAAGUCUGUAGUGCUGAGAACUAGGAAAAUCUUACCUGGAUGAUUAGACAACUGAGGCCACAGAUGAAAUGGCUGGCAGAGAACCCCUGGGCAUGGGGUAGAGGAAGCUCUUUGUAGAUGACCUCCCCUUAGGCUGCUACAGUUGGGGGUGGGAGAGUAAGAAAAUAGAAGCAUUUCUAGGAGGAAGCAGCAGUUUGAGUAAGUGUGGUCCAAGAUUGAAAAGAGCCAGGUAGGAGGGAGAGCCUAGAUCAUCCAAGAACUUACAGGCUUGUCAAGGAGUUGAGACUUACUCCAAGGGCAGCAGGAAGCCAUUAUACACUUUGAGUGAUGGGUAAAAUUAUCUCAAUUUAUAUUUGGAAAGACCAUCCCAUCCAGCUGUUGUAUGAAGAUUGGGUGGAGAGGAAGCAAGCAUAUGAUUUCAAUGUAGUAGAUAAGGUAAGAAGAAGAAUUCAAAAAGGCUAGUCUAGAGCUCAAAUCAGUGGUCAUGGGUGGAAAAUAAAAUUUGAUCCUAUGUUUCCUGUUAGCUCAAUCUGUUCUAAACCAAGCUUCCUGUGGGUAUCCUUAUCCAUGGCCUCUACUUCCUCACCUGUGGUUCAGCCCCUAUGCUCUAGCUCUGUAACUCCCUGAAAUGUCUCAGGCACCACCCAGGGUCCUUUGUUGUUUGCUAGUCCAGGUCAUUCACUCUUGCCUAGAUUCAUACUGUAAUCAGUUCCAGCCUAGACCUGCUUUCCCCUUUAAUGCUUCUAUUUUUUUGGCCUUCAGGCCUGUGACCUCUUCCAGGUCCUAAGUUCUCAGACCAGUCCUGAAAUGAAGGCAUUCUUGAGAUUUCUAAACCUGAAUUUCCUGGAUUUAGCUGUGUUCCUUUUUUUAAAAAAAAUGAACCUUCUCUUUUUUCAUCAAGCCCUCCCAACUUUAUCUCAGGUGCCCCCACUGAAGCGUUCCCUGACCCCUCUGGCCAUGUAAGGCACCACUCCCUGUUUUCAAUUCUUAUGGAUAAUAAACUGGAUACUCACAGUAGCACUUAGCACAGUGUUUACUUAUUUGUCUGCACAGUUAAUAGUACAUGAAAGAUAGGAUUUACAACAAAAUGUUUCCUGAUCUAGGCCAAAGAUUGCUUUCUACAUUUUAGGUGAAAGCCACACUUCAUUAUGAAGAUGUCUGUUCCUAAUUGUAUGGCCUUUUAUAGACCAUUCAUUUCUCACCAACUCUGAAGGCUGGAGUUUGGAUAUAAUAUCUUCUGUCAACAGAAGAAAUUAGUUUAAUUUGGAAUAAUCAGAAAUUGUCCUCAUAUUCUGAAAGGAACAAAAAGACUUAAAAAUCUUAAUCAUUUCAAAAGAACUUGUAAAGACUGUACUUCUUACUGGCAUCUCUGCUGCCUUACUCAUGCUCCAGAAUCUUUGUAUGCGCCUUGUACUUUGUGAUUUCACAGUUCUGGGUUUGACCUUACAAUUGCCUCCAUGGAGAUGGGCACUAAUGUUCUGUGCUGAAUUGUGUUAGCCAUGGAAAGCAGCAAACAGGCUGGAUGAAAGGUGAGUUUCUUCCUUUCCUGUCCUUGUCUCCUGCCAACUAGCUCAUUGUGGUGAGGGAAAGAGAGGAGAUGAACAGAGAUGGUGCUGUGUCAGUUAGUGCAUAAUCCAACAUUUUGCAAGGACUGAAUUGCAGCUACAGAGGCAGCAAACGACUCCUUAAAGAUGCCACAGGACUGCAGAAAGUGAAGGGGACCUUGGAGAAGAUGAUGACGUAAAAAGAAUGUUUCUCCCAAGGACAAGAAGCUUAAGGAAAAGUGGCUUUCUGCAAAUAACUGACAAAACUGACCUUAGAAGCACUUCCCAGGGCCUCAUGGAGUAGCUGGAAUUUGUACUACAAGGCUUUCUUGCCUACUGGUUACCCGAAGUGGUUGUCGCCAUGGCCAGCAAAAGGAAGUCCACCACCCCAUGCAUGAUCCCCGUUAAGACCGUGGUGCUGCCGGGUGCCAGCACAGAGCCUCAGCCUGUGGAGCCUCUGCCUGAAGGUCCCCAGCAGGAUCUUCCCUCAGAGGCACCUGAUGCCAGCAGCGAGGCAGCCCCAAACCCCAGCAGCACUGAUGGCUCUGCCCUGGCAAAUGGGCACCGGAGCACUUUGGAUGGCUAUGUGUACUGCUGUAAGGACUGUGAGUUCAGGUCCCAGGAUGUGACCCACUUUAUAGGACACAUGAACUCAGAGCACACAGACUUUAAUAAAGACCCAAAUUUUGUAUGUACAGGGUGCAGUUUCCUGGCAAAAACCCCUGAAGGACUUUCCCUGCAUAAUGCCAAGUGUCACUCAGGGGAAGCCAGCUUUUUGUGGAAUGUGACCAAGCCGGACAAUCAUGUAGUAGUGGAGCAGAGUGUCCCCGAGAGUGCCAGCUCAUCUGUCCUAGCAGGUGAGUCUACUACGGAAGGGACUGAAAUCAUCAUUACCAAGACUCCAAUCAUGAAGAUAAUGAAAGGCAAAGCUGAAGCCAAAAAAAUCCAUAUGCUUAAAGAGAAUGCACCUAAUCAGCCUGGGAGUGAGGCCUUGCCUAAGCCAUUGGCAGGGGAGAGAGAGGUUAAAGAGGGGGACCACACUUUCAUCAAUGGGGCAGCUCCAGUCAGUCAGGCAUCUGCUAAGUCCACAAAACCCCCUCCUGCUGCCAAUGGGCCCCUGAUAGGAACAGUGCCUGUCUUGCCAGCUGGUAUAGCACAGUUCCUCUCCCUCCAGCAGCAGCCCCCAGUACAUGCCCAACACCACACCCACCAACCCCUGCCUACAUCCAAGACCCUUCCGAAAGUCAUGAUCCCCUUGAGCAGCAUCCCAACAUAUAAUGCAGCUAUGGACUCCAACAGCUUUCUGAAGAACUCCUUCCACAAAUUCCCCUACCCAACCAAAGCUGAACUCUGCUAUUUGACUGUGGUGACCAAGUAUCCAGAAGAACAGCUUAAAAUCUGGUUCACAGCCCAGAGGCUGAAGCAAGGAAUCAGCUGGUCUCCUGAGGAGAUUGAAGAUGCCAGGAAGAAGAUGUUCAAUACAGUCAUCCAGUCUGUGCCUCAGCCCACAAUCACAGUUCUAAACACCCCCCUUGUUGCCAGUGCUGGCAAUGUACAGCACCUCAUCCAGGCUACUCUCCCAGGUCAUGCUGUGGGACAGCCUGAGGGCACAGCAGGGGGCCUGUUGGUCACUCAACCAUUGAUGGCCAAUGGGUUACAAGCAUCAAGCUCAUCUCUCCCUCUGACAACUGCAUCUGUUCCCAAGCCAACUGUGGCACCCAUUAACACUGUGUGUUCAAAUUCGGCAUCAGCUGUGAAGGUUGUCAAUGCAGCCCAGUCACUCCUCACAGCAUGUCCCAGCAUAACUUCCCAAGCUUUCCUUGAUGCAAACAUCUACAAAAAUAAGAAGUCUCAUGAACAGCUUUCGGCUCUGAAAGGAAGCUUCUGUCGGAACCAGUUUCCUGGGCAGAGUGAAGUAGAGCAUCUGACCAAAGUGACAGGCCUCAGUACCAGAGAGGUGCGGAAGUGGUUCAGUGACCGGAGAUAUCACUGCCGGAAUCUGAAGGGCUCCAGGGCCAUGAUGCCCGGAGAGCAUGGCUCUGUUCUCAUUGACUCUGUGCCAGAGGUGCCCUUUCCCCUGACAUCUAAAGUUCCAGAGGUGACCUGCAUCCCAACAGCAACCUCACUGGUAAGCCACCCUGCCACCAAACGACAAUCUUGGCACCAGACCCCAGACUUCACACCAACCAAAUACAAAGAAAGAGCCCCAGAGCAGCUGCGAGUCCUGGAGAACAGCUUUGCACAAAACCCACUUCCCCCCGAGGAGGAGCUGGACCGCCUAAGAAGUGAAACGAAAAUGACUCGAAGGGAAAUUGAUGGCUGGUUCUCAGAGAGACGGAAAAAGGUGAAUACUGAGGAGACAAAGAAAGCUGAUGGGCACAUGCCUAAGGAGGAGGAGGAGGGUGCUGAGCAGGAGGGUAGAGAUGAAGAGUUGGCCAGUGAGCUGAGGGUCCCUGGUGAAAAUGGCUCUCCUGAAAUGUUUCUUAGCCAUACCUUGGCAGAACGGAAGGUCAGCCCCAUCAAAAUUAACCUCAAGAACCUGCGGGUCACUGAAGCCAGUGGCAAAAGUGAAUUUCCAGGGAUGGGUGUCUGUGAGCCCGAGGAAGAUGGUUUGAACAAGUUGGUAGAACAGCCACCAAGCAAAGUAAGCUACAAAAAGACCGCACAGCAGCGUCAUUUGCUUCGGCAGCUCUUUGUCCAAACACAGUGGCCAAGCAACCAGGAUUAUGACUCCAUCAUGGCCCAAACAGGGCUGCCCCGGCCAGAGGUGGUACGCUGGUUUGGAGAUAGCAGGUAUGCCCUUAAGAAUGGCCAGCUCAAGUGGUACGAAGACUAUAAGAGGGGAAACUUCCCACCAGGUUUGCUGGUCAUAGCCCCUGGCAACCGAGAGCUGCUGCAAGAUUAUUACAUGACACACAAGAUGUUGUGUGAGGAAGACCUGCAGACCCUCUGUGAUAAGACCCAGAUGAGUGCCCAGCAGGUCAAGCAGUGGUUUGCUGAGAAGAUGGGUGAAGAGACCCGGGCUGUGGCAGAUAUAAGCAGUGAGGAUCAGGGCCCUGGAAAUGGAGAGCCUGUUGCAGUUCACAAGGUGCUGGGUGAUGCCUAUCCGGAGCUGUCUGAAAACAGCGAAUCAUGGGAGCCAAGUGCUCCUGAGGCCAGCUCAGAGCCUUUUGACACUUCAAGUCCCCAGUCUGGACGUCAACUCGAAACAGACUGAAUUUGAUCUUGAUUACUCUGAAGGACCGGCCAGUCUGGGAUGCUGUCUGCCAUGUGGAAGGGCCAAACCUGCCACAUAUCAUCUUGAUGGCCAGCUGCCAGGCAUCAGGAGAGCCUCUGGAGCCUCGCUGAACCCAGAACCUGCCACCGCCCCAGCCGCCUUCAGCCUGACACUUCUGAGCAAAUAGCAAUGGUUUCUCAUCAGCCCAUCUUCCUACAGAGCAGGACCUUUCCAUGGCCUCCCAGGGACAAAGCAAUUCAGAUUGCAUAUAUCUAGACCCAGAAUCAAGUUACUAGCAUAUACAGCUACCUAUAUACAUUUAAUAAAGCAUACUACUACAGACAUUUUCAAUACACAGGAACUCGGGUUACCAAAGCAGUACAGCUCUGACAAUGCCAUGUCUGUUUUCUGGGAAGCUGAGACCAUAGGGACCCUCAUCCUCUGCAACAGCGGGAGUCCCAGGCACGCUCAGAACUGCACCAGGCCUGGCCCUACUUGUCUUCUCAAGGGAACAGAUUGUUGGAAGAGAUCUCUGCAUCACUGAGUGGAGGCAAGCCACAUUUUGUGCCAGGCUUGUCUUGUGUUCUGAUUGACAAAGAGCCCACUGUUACCUUCAGUUCUGAACACAACCAAGCUAUGACAUUACCAUUGGAUGCUAACCAUUCUUUUUAGUUAACUGUAAUUCUGGUUUUGUUUUUUUGUUUGUUUUUUGGGGUUUUUUUUUUUUUUUUUUUGAGUUUGAAUCAUGGACCAACUUCUCCAUUAUCAGAUCAACUAAAGAAACCAUUGUUGUAAAGCCCAAUCUACUGACCUGUAGCUCCCUUCAGCCCUUCAAUCUAGACGCCUUUAGAACAAAAGGAAAGUGAUCAAAGUAGAGCCAAUUGCUGUGGCUUUGGUCACCAAAGUGCUCAAUGCCUCCUGCAGGUCAGAAGGAAAUACAUGGUGGCUGGAGGAAGAAUGAGGCUGAAGGGCUUGGGAGAUUUGAAGUGACUAGAGCUACAGUGUUCUUGAAGACCUGCAGGUCAGAGUUCCUGGCAAAAUGCCUGUUACACCAAGGGCCCUGGCCAGCUACUGGUUUCAUGAUCCAGAGGUGCUGGACAUCACUGGACAGAUUCCCGUGAGGGUAUUUUUAAAGUUCCACAUUUAUAUUCCCAACCUGAGAAACAAGUACUCUAUCUACUUUUGCCUAAGCCUCAUGUCUUUUUAAUUAAAAUCACAAGAAAUGGUGCCUUUGAAACAAUGGAAAACUUCUUAGGGAACUGUACUAAACAUUAAAGCCCCAGUCUCUCCUAGGCUGGCUUCUCUGAGAACAGUAGACAAAGCAGGGCAGGGGAGGGAAAGAUGACAAACAGGAUGUGUCAUCAUGGCCCCACUUACCUCUUGGAGAUUCCCUCAGGAGACCCACAGGCAGGGCAAGAGCUUUGACCAAGAAGCAGUGGCCAACUUCCAGGUGUUCUCCUCCCUCCCUUCCCAGGGGAGGGGAAUAGUCUGAGGAUGAACAUGGCGGCCUUCAGCCUUUUAGGAAAGAGGGCUUUUUUUGUAACCCAGGGCCCUGGAACCAUUAUAAGUUGUUUCUCCUGCCCUUCCUGUUCCCAUAGGGAUGGCCUCACAUUUGAUUGGAGUUUUUUAUUUUGUUUUAUUUUUGGGUUUUUUUUUUUUUUUGACUACUUGGCAAGUUUUGUAGCCUAUUUUUAUAUCCUUUCUGUUUGGGGAGGGAAGCUAUUUGGCCCCAAACCUUGAGGAAUUGGAAAGGAUAAAUGGUGAGUGAUUGUUUUUCUUCAGAGAACAGAUGCCUGAACGUUUUCCAGAACGUGUUUGUAUAUGUGCAGAUUUACAUAUCCAUCUAUACAGGACACAUACUUAUUUGAUACUUUAUUCAUAAGUCGUACAGCUGAUGUACAUUUGAGUCUGUGUGUGAAGAGAUAACAGUAUCCUGGGCAGCCGGAGUAGCAGAGGAAGCCAUCUGUCUAAGCAUCUGUGUCUCACCUGAGCCCAGAUGCCUGCUGGGCUGCACCUCCAGAGCCCUGCUGCACUAGCUGAACACUAGACUAAAAAUGUCUCAACAAUGUACACGGAACAGAAACAUUGUUAGUUGGUGGACAUUAUGCAGGACACAGAGCAGCCUGGUCUCAGGCACUAGGUAGUCUUCUGGAUGGGAAGUUGCAGUAACACUGGCUCCAGCACACCUUUCUCAGAACUGGUAAUGGCAAGAUUGUCCAGGUAAGAAACAAGUUGCUUCCUUUGCUCUUGGAUAGGGGAGGGAAGUUGUGGCUUGGACCUUGUUUGAUAGAUAAUGGUGAGGGAGGUGGUCAUAGCGUUGGCACUCCAGGGAAGGGUUUUGGAUACCAAGCAUUGGUGCACUGACAGAGGAGUUGGGGUGUAGGUUGGCAGCUACCAGGUCUAUGGUUACUAUGUGACAUCACAGUGGCCUUGUACAGUUGGAGGCUCAAUAGAAGGCUGGCUGUGGCUGCUGAGGUGGGGUGGAAUGUGCUUCUCCUAACAAGGUGUGCUUUGUGACAUGGUGAGUCUUGCCCUAUCUUCUGCACUCACUUGGACUUACCAGAGGCAGUACAUUCUAAGUGUUUUUUGUGCUGGUCUUGUAUAUUGAUUUUUUUCUACUCAUAUAUGUUUGUCAGUUCAGUUAUAGCUCAGAAUCAACUCUAACAGAAACCCAAACUUAUACAUAAGCUUUGCAUAUUAUUUGUAAUUUUCUGAUCAGAGACUUUUUUUUCCUUUUGGUAGUUGGGUGUGUUAGUGUUGGGAGUCCUUUCCCUAGAUGACUUUGAGGUCUACUAGUGACUGUCCUUGCACUUUUCUCUUGGCUGAGUGUCAGCAGCUGCCAGUGAACAAAAUACCUUAGCACAAGGGCACCCUCCCCUCUGGAAGCACAAGGAGAGUUGGGUGGGACCUGGUAGGUAGCUACCUAUAUCCUAAGUCUGUCUCCAGCUGGCCUUGGGUAUGUGCUACUAGGAAGCUCAGCUGCAUUCUCUAGACCCAGAUGGCUCUCAGAGAUUUUACUUGUUCUGACAGUAGCUAUGUCAUACCUGUGUCCCUUCCUCCCUGCUGGCCCUAGGACAUCUGUCACACAGCUGCCUCCUGUGGAGGGUAGGGGUGAGGGGGCAACCUUGCUGGCUGGAGACUCAUGCUGUCCUCUAGGUGAGUGUUGAGCUGUCCCUGUCUUGAGCCAUUGCCUUUUGUCUUCCUAGUUUCUACAUGGACCAAAAUCCUCAGAUUGGAGCAGCUCAGUCAGUGCCACUGUCACAGCCCAAAGGCACUUUCUGGGAAACCAGCCAAGGAAAUCCUAAAACAAAACUUAGAAUUUGUGUUUUUACUAAAGCCACUUUACAGAUGAACUUAUAUUCAUUUGCAAGGCUCUGUUUUCUGCAGUAGUCUUCUAGAUACAUAAAGGUCUUUGGUCAGCUCAUCCUAUCCAAAUUUUGGCAUGCUGCCUGGUUUUUCUUAUACUAGACUAAGCCUUUUUUCUAGCAUCCCUGAUUUAGCUUCAUCUUCUCCCAUAAGAGCACACCGUUCACCACCAACCUUCCCAAACCUUUAUGAGCUGAUUUCCAUGUGUUAUAGCACUGGAGCCCACAGGCCUUUCUAAAUAAGUACAGGUCUCCCAAGACUUGAGCCUGAAUUAUCCACAUUGCAGUUUCUUCUGCUCAGUAGAGUAGGUAGGUUACUGAGCUCUAUCCUCUAGGGCUAAUAAGGCUGUUGAGGGUCUUCAGUGGAAUGGCUGGGUUUAGUUUUGACUAAUGACAGAACUGACGAUCGUACUAUCUGCUGUUUACAUUGCUACCUAGCUUACUAGCUAGAAAUCCAAAAGGAAUGGGGUUCUCAGAGUCUGUUUCUGCCAAAGUCUGUGUUCUCUUAUGCCUGGCCACCAGGGAUGGCUGGCAUCUAGGUAGUGGCAAGCCCAAAUGUACUUUCCAGAAUUUGUACUUUGUUGUGGUGUGAAAGCAGCUCAGAGAGUAAAUGGACCUAGGACUGAGAGCCUGCUUUGUUCUGAGUGCUUAUUAACUCUAGCCAGCAGUCCUAUGAACUUGGACCCCCAGACUGGAAAACCAAAACAGGUUUUUCUAGUUCUGAGUCUAGUAGGAACACUUCUUCCCAACUCCAUAAAUUCUGGAGCAGGGAUGUAAAUCCAGAGAGUACACUUGGGCUGUCUACUACAGACUAAGGCAGAUUCUGGUUGCUACAAGGAAGAGGUAGGCACCCACUUCCUUGGUUUUUCAGUCUCUUAUGGAUGCGGGACUGAGUGGAUUCAGUGAAGUUACUACUCUGUUGUCUCUUCCCUCCCUGAAACAUACCUUGCUGCUACUCUGGCAGGAACCAGGCAGAAGAGGGAGGACAGCUAUUUGGCAGGGACUGUGCUACAUGGUGUCUUCCUGCUGUUGACAAGGGUGGGCAGAUGGCAAGUUAGAACACCUGAGAGGGGCUUGCAUUGCACAUUUACCUGCUAUCAGUGCCACUUUUGUCAAGAGACUGGCAUACUGUGCCCACAGUGGGCACCUGUAUGUUAAUAGUUUUUCUUGAUCUAUGCCUUUUGACACAUGUUCCCUUCCAUGGAAAGUGGGUGAUUCAGUUUAUUCAGAACUUGAGUUGAAGGUAAAACGCCUAGGAUAAAGCCUGCUCAGACACUGAAUAUAAAAAGGACUGCUGUGCUCUGUUCUCCCCCAAGCAAGCACCAGAAGAGACCAUGUCCAGUGGGCGGAAGUCUAUUUAUUAUGUGGUCCUGCUAACCUGCAGUUAGUGCUACAGAAAGAUCUUGUCCCUAGCUCCUGUCCACACAUCUUGGUCUUGUUCUUGUAGCCCCAUAUGAGAAGGCUGGCUGCAGUGAGAGCGAACACCCAUUCCUUAGCAGGAUUCCAACACAAGUUAGGUUGCUCUGUGAAAUUGGGUGGGCCAAGGGUAGGAGUGGUCACUCAGAGCACUGGUCUCUCUCCCAUGCUUCUGAGUAGCUGGCUUUGUUCAGCUUUGCCAGGAAGGUCAGACUGUGUCAUAAUUGUUAUUAAACACAGAAAAUGAGCCAACCUUUUUCUGGCCCUUGCUGACUAUUGUUCUUUGAGUUGUCCUAACAUAGCCCUUGGGGAAAUUGGGGAGGCAGCCAAAGACCUGCAGUGUCCUUGCUGACAAUGUCUUGGAUCCUGGUCCCCAGCACCUGCUUUGUGUCCUGAUCUCAGUGUGGACGGCUUUGUUCUCAGGGGGCCCGACUGCUGAGAAGUACGGCUGGGGGUGAUUUGAACAGUCUGCCUUUGGUGUGCUUCCUGUCUCCCAGGAACAGCUGAAGUGACUAUCCUGGUGCUAAGUGAGGGUCACCUGCUACUGCGGCCAGCUGUGAAAGUGAACUAAGAAAUAGCAUAUUCUGUCACACAGACCUAUGUGUGGCCCUGGCUGGCCUCCUACCUGCCUGGCCGACUCACUUUGUAGACCAGGCUGGCCUCAGACUUGGGUGCUCUUCCUGCCUCUACCUCCCAAGCACUGAGUUACAGGCAUGGGCCACACCUGGCUGGAGUGUAUAAAUCCUUCACCCUGGGAAACAUUGGAAUAGAAAGACAGCCUUUGCCUUUUGGUGUGGGCUGUGUGUGGUGGGAGGUGCGAGGAUGACCUCUUCUGUCUGAGUCUCUGGGCCUCUUAAGGUCCCCCAUGGGGAUGCUGCUAUUUCCAAGAUGCAAAUUGCACAUUUCCUAGAUUUUGUAUCUGCAAAUUUGGAUAAGGGAUGGGAUGAGGGACAAAACUGCUUGUGUAGUGUGAAUGGGCCUCGGUGGUACUUCCAAUCUUUUAACUGUUCCUAAAUAAAAAUGUACAGACACUUCUUA